UAUUCUUACUGUUAAUAUCUUUAAAUGAAUCUAAAAGUAUGUUGCUCAGAGGUAAAAGAGCACAGGAUGGUCAAUUUCCAUGGUUGUUACAAUUUCAAACAAUAGCACCAUGCGGUGGAGUACUCCUAUCCUCGGACUGGGUUUUAACCGCGGCGCAAUGUGUACAAGACAAAAGAAACGUACGCUAUUCUCUAUCUUUAACAUUAAGAAAAUCAUAUUAAAAUUCAUGUCUUGAUUUUAAUAUAGUCUAUUAUGUUGUUUGCCACUGGGUUAAACGGAUCCAAAUCUAAACAGACGGUAUCCGUAAAAGCUACUUAUAUACAUCCUCGCUAUGAAGCUUACUCCGUUCUUCCCGAUCGAAGUCACAACAUAGCACUUUUAAAACUUAUCAAACCAUUCGAUAUGUAUAAUACUGAAGUAAUUUUACCAAACGUUACACCUGUCAGUUACGAUAACAAUUACAUAUCAUGCCUAAUAUUUGGUUGGCAAAGUUAUGUUCCACCAUCUUUAAAAGUUUUUGCUAAACCAAUUCAAUACAACGAAGUGUUUCUCAAUUCCUGGAAAUUAUGCACGUACAUGAUAAAGACAAAUGUAAAUUACACGAAUGUAUUUUGUACAAUGGUCGAGUUUGAGGAUGAAAUGAAAGCCUGUGCUGGUAAUCCUGGUUCUCCAGUUAUUUGUGAAAACCAAUAUCACGAAAUAGCUGUACUUGGAAUUGCAUCCUGGACAAAUUUUUCUUUAGAAUGUGGAAAUCUUCCGACAUAUCUUGAUCUUGGUGAAUUUAGGAUGUGGAUACAUAGCUUAAUAAAUGAUAAUGAGGAAACAAAAGAUUGGGAAGCUACUAAAAAAUCAAAUGAAGAAGAUAAUAAAUCUAGAAAAAACAUCAAUAUGUCUGAAAGCUCACAGAAUAGCACAGAUCUUCUACAAAUAAACUACUGGUCAGAGGAUACAAGAAUGUUGUUACAAAAUAUAUCUGCAGUAGCAAUGGUACAUCAAGAAACAUCUAGAGAAAACACAAACAAGUUCAAUUUUUUGAAUAGAUUGUAUCCACCUGUUUUAAACAAUUUUAAUGAGACAACUGGAUCCAAUCCUCAUGGAUAUCAAGACAUUCCUUAUUCAAAUAUGUUAAAGCAAUCAAGUAAUGAUAUUUAUAGGUACGAAGAGGUUGGUAAAACUAACAGUUUAGAUAAUCAGAAUUAUAUUAUAGAUAGUUUGAUCAAUAACAAACAACUUGACUAUCGAAAUAAAUCAUUAUUAUGCAAUAAUAAAAAUUUUGAUGGAACUACAGCCGAACCCAACAAAGACAUAACAGAACUAAAUGGUUUUGAACUUUUGUUACCCUUUAAUUUCGAAGAUAUAACAGCUCCUUAUUCUAGUGUUAUCACUAUAUACUCUACAAAUCUAUGCCUUUUGUUAUGUAUUUUGGUACUGUUUUGGUGCUAUUAUUGA
Hylaeus volcanicus is the source of this 1449-nucleotide messenger RNA. RefSeq lists its product as uncharacterized. The transcript has 2 exons. Gene Ontology annotation, molecular function: serine-type endopeptidase activity. The coding region runs from base 253 to 1449 and encodes 398 amino acids. Gene Ontology annotation, biological process: proteolysis. NCBI's taxonomy places the organism in Eukaryota, Metazoa, Arthropoda, Insecta, Hymenoptera, Colletidae. The record is from RefSeq and is a predicted model, not a curated record.